Fonsecaea nubica is the source of this 918-nucleotide messenger RNA. RefSeq lists its product as hypothetical. The coding region runs from base 1 to 918 and encodes 305 amino acids. Gene Ontology annotation, biological process: mitotic sister chromatid segregation; mitotic cell cycle; protein localization to kinetochore. The transcript has 3 exons. Gene Ontology annotation, cellular component: chromosome, centromeric region; nucleus. NCBI's taxonomy places the organism in Eukaryota, Fungi, Ascomycota, Eurotiomycetes, Chaetothyriales, Herpotrichiellaceae. The record is from RefSeq and is a predicted model, not a curated record.
AUGGCCGACUCUUCGCAAGGGGCGACGUCGCUCUUGACCGAGCAUCUACAGUACACGCCUUUGUCGCUGAUUGACGACAUAAUCAACUCGGUCAAUAACUUCGUUUACCAAGGAGUCGGUAGCCUGGAAACCGGACUCCUGUCGACGCAUCCUGAGAAGUUGGGCUUCAAGGCCGUCAAGACUGUCGGCGAUGAUGGCGUGGAAGACUUGGAGUUCCCUGAGGCAAAGAAAGAGAUCGAAGAAGGCCUCCACAAACUUGAGACACUGCUCAACUCGACGGUCGAUAAGAAUUUUGACAAGUUUGAGAUAUAUGUGCUGAGGAAUAUCCUGUCUGUGCCUACAGAACUGGUUAACUGGGUCCAAUUGAGUCAUUACGAGAACAUAUCAUUUCCCCCUCCAGCGAACGCGCCCACGGUUGAUAAUGUGCAACUAUUACGGCGCAAGCUGGCCGCCUCGAGGACUGUCUCACAUGCCCUCAAAGAAGAGUAUAGGCGCAAUGAGGCAAUCCUGCAACAACUGAGAAGCUUGAUUGGCGAUUCCCCCGACUCCGCAAACAGCCUGUCGUUCCUCAUGAAUGGCGCAUCUGGUCAGACUCUCAAUGUAACCCAGCACCCUGACAGUCGCCGUUUAACCACCAACACGAAAUUCGCCGUUUCACAGCUCCCCGCCCUUAAGUCGUUGCUCGCCGAAUUGCGACCCAAGCUGGCCUUGCUGAAAGAUACAGACAAAAACAUCUCGAGUGCCAAGGAUGAACUCAAAGAGGAGCGCAGAGGUUAUAUCGAGCAACGAACGCGAUCACAUCUUGAGCGCCACGGCGAAGCCUCGGGAGAAGAUUCGACAGUAUUGUCUGGCAAGCGGGUGGAUCGGGAGGAAGUGCAAGCCCUGGAAAAUGUCGCUUCCAUAUUCGACGCGGUGUGA